GAUAAAUUAACAGAUUAAUUCAAACAUUGGGCUCAAGUUAUUUAUUUAACACACAGAAAAAACUGUUAAUGAAAUAGGGUCUGGUGAAAAGAGGCAGGAGCAGGCUUUUUCCAAGACUCCAUGUGUUUUAAGGCUGCAUAGAAAUAUUCUAGUUGUUUUGUGCAUGAUUUUAUACAUAUUUCCCCAUUUUUAAAAAAUCUGUCUGAGAUAUCUGGUGUCUUUGGAAACUGUGAGAUAUUCACUAGAAUUUAAAAUGAAGUUCUGCUGCUUUGUGAGCUUAGUCCCAGAGGGUCACGUGGUCAUGCUGUCUUUCCGCCUCUUCGACAUGGAGGCUGACCCCACCUGUCGGUACGACUACCUGGACGUCUACAAUGGUCACUCCCGCUUGGUGCAGAAGCUGGGUCGUUUCUGUGGGACGUUCCGGCCUGGCGCCCUCAUCUCCACCUCCAACACCAUGAUGUUAGAGAUGGUGUCAGACGACGGCACUGGAGGGAGAGGCUUUCUGGCUUCCUUCAGCGCAGGGAAGCCACAUAUGGAAGAGAACCAGUUCUGUGGAGGAAGGCUGACCAAAUCGCAGGGCUCUGUCAAGACGCCCAAUUGGCCCAACUCUAACUACCCAGCAGGCAUCAGCUGCUCCUGGCACAUCUCUGUAGAACCAAGCAACGUGAUCGAGGUGAAGUUUGUGAAGCUGGACUUGGAGCCUGAUACGUACUGUCGCUACGACUAUGUGGCAUUGUUUAACGGGGGAGAAAGGGAUAACUCUCGGCGGAUUGGGAGAUUCUGUGGAGACAGGCCACCAGGAACUAUUGUGACAAAUGGGAACGAGCUCCUUGUCCAGUUCGUCUCCGACCUCAGCGUGACCUCAGAUGGCUUCAUGGCCCACUACUCCAGUGUGCCCCGCGGGUCUCGGACGCCCACUGCCGGGGGAGACUUCAUCUACGGACCUCAGUCCACCUCGACCCCACAAAAAACAGCCGUCAAGCCAAUCAAACCCACCAAACCAACCCCCAAACAGCCUAAACCCACCUCAAAACCAGCCAAAAAACCACUGGUGAAGAUACCUCUGAAACCUCCACCACGCAAACCUAUCGCCAAGCCUGCAGUCAAGCCCACGGCUAAACCCAAACCAGCUAAACCCACACCUAAAGCACCUAUGAAAAAGCCUGCACCUAAACCUGGAUUUAAACCUGGAGCUAAACCUACACCCAAACCUAAGAUUAUUAAGCCAACGCUCAAACCAAGCAUCAAGGCUAAACCCACACGUAAGCCUGUACUGAAGACCAAGCCCACCUUAAAACCUGUUGUCAAACCAGUGAAGCCAACCUCUAAGAGUGCAGUUAAACCAACAGCCAAGCCAAAAUUUAAGCCUAAAGUGACACCCAAACCUGGAGUAAGCAAGACAGUGACGAAGAAGCCUGUUGUGAGCAAGAAACCUUUACCACUGAACCCACUGUGUACACAAGCCUGUAAGAGGACAGGAACUCUCCAAUCCAGCUUCUGCCCUCAUGACUUCGUGAUUACGGGUAAGGUUACAUCUUUGACCACUGGUCUGAGGGGCUCAGCGACAGUUGAGGUGUCCCUAAUCAAGGCCUAUAAGCCAGGACGUCUGAACAUCACCAAAUCAGGGCCUGUCAUGUCGGUCACACUGACCUCCACCUGCAAAAGAUGCCCCGGGCUAACCAAAGGCCAGAACUAUGUCUUGAUGGGAAAAGUCGACGCGCAGGGCAACGGCCUUCUGAGCCCCUCCAGCUUCACUCUCCUCUAUAAGCCCAUCCACGCUAAAGCACUGGCAAUCCUCUCACGCAAACAGUGCUGACAUCACAGCCCAGUCCACCAAUCAGAUUGACAGCCCUGACUAUCUCUCUGAAAACAUGUAACUUUACAUAAAGAGUGAAAAUGUUAUGAGUAGUAUCCAAACAUAAUUUUUUACAUAAUGCAAUACUGUUGUGAAAAGUAAUUUUAAAAGAAUAAACAUACAACAUUAUUAUAUUUUGUAUUUUGUAUGUAAAUUAUAAUAUUUCUGUGAUAAAAGAUGCACAUCAAUAAACCAUGUAACUCUG
Siniperca chuatsi (mandarin fish) is the source of this 2060-nucleotide messenger RNA. It is a transcript of the gene pcolceb, whose product is annotated as procollagen C-endopeptidase enhancer b. The record is from RefSeq and is a predicted model, not a curated record. Lineage: Eukaryota; Metazoa; Chordata; Actinopteri; Centrarchiformes; Sinipercidae. Bases 254 to 1816 code for a protein of 520 amino acids. The transcript is spliced from 8 exons. Gene Ontology annotation, molecular function: protein binding.